AAAAAAAAAACACUCAAAAAAAGCCCGGUCGAAAUCGAAGUAAUAAAAUAAUGGUAGAAGAAUUAAGAUUUUUGAGUCACUUCUGCUUUAAGGUGAAGUCCCUGCCAGCAGUUCUGCGGUGCAGGGACUGGAAGGGGAUGGGAGGAGUUUUUUUCGUGUUCUCGCUUUCUCUGCUUGCAGAGCAGCUUCACGUUUUGGAUUAUUGGAACACUUUUCCCGAACAAAAGCUUCAUGCCUGCGAAGGGAAGGUGCUGAGAAUACUAAUCUUUAACAGUCCUCUGGUGUAAAUGAAAGAGAAGAGCGGCCAUGUUCACACGGAGUCUUUAGUCAGUGCCCUAAGGAGCAUUCUUUCAGCUCUCUUGCUUUCUAGUCAGUGUUAGUCAGAGAGAAGACAAAACUGAUAUAUUUUGAAAGAAGUAUAAUGCAUUCUUCUCUCCUUUUUGACUUCUGUGUUUGCUGCCAAGACUCUGCUGCCCAGCAGGAAGGUGUCAUGUCGGCAGGCUUCCAACCUAAGCCAUUCCAUGAUUCCUGCCUUCUCCACGCCUGUCUGAAGGUCACCCUGUCAGGGUCCCAUUUUUCUACGUGCCUUUUUGAAUGCCUCUGCAAUAAAGAUGUCUCACCACAUGAUGAACAGCUCCACGUUGCCAACUACACAUCCUGAACAUCACCAUUCUACAGCGUCUCUGGGAGGUGGUCAUGGAUCUGGGAUGAUGAUGAUGGCGAUGACUUUCCACUUCAGCUAUGAGAAUGUGCCAUUGCUGUUUUCUGGUCUUACAAUCAAUACUCCUGGAGAAAUGGCUGGUGCUUUUGUGGCUGUCUUCUUCCUAGCCAUGUUUUAUGAAGGCCUUAAGAUUGCCCGGGAGUGUCUGCUCCGCAAAUCCCAAGUCAGCAUUCGCUACAACUCCAUGCCAGUGCCAGGUCCCAAUGGCACCAUCCUGAUGGAGACACACAAAACUGUUGGGCAGCAGAUGCUGAGCUUCCCUCACCUCCUGCAGACUGUACUGCACAUCAUUCAAGUCGUGGUCAGUUACUUUCUUAUGCUCAUCUUCAUGACAUACAACGGAUACCUCUGCAUAGCCGUGGCAGCAGGGGCAGGGAUGGGUUAUUUCUUCUUCAGUUGGAAAAAGGCAGUUGUUGUGGAUAUCACUGAGCACUGCCAUUAACACUGGAACUGCCCAGAAGCCCCUCCAUCUCACUGCUCUCUUAAAAUGCAGCCAUCAUGAAGACUGGAUCAUCCUAAGCUGAAAGAAAAGACAUAACAAACAUCUACUGGAGUUCACCACAAGUUCCUAGUGGGGGUGCAGGGAUGUGAGAAACUGGGGUAUGCAAGAGCCCCAUGCUGCAAGUGGGCAGCUCAGGAGUCCCAAGAUAGCUGUUCUUGGCUAGGAUUUGCUUUAGUCUCAGAUUAUGCCAUGACAGAAAUGUAGAGUUUAUUCUUUUUUUUUUUAUAAAAAAAGAAACAUUUUAUUCCUAAAUUGUAAAUGCUUGUCUGUGAGGAUUUUAUGAACAAUAGUUAAAAAUGGUCAUCACCAAUGGAGCUAAUGUAUACAAAUGGCUAUUUUGUUUUUUUAAUAUGUACACAAUGCCAGUGGAGAUCUCCCUGGCAUUGUAGCUUCUGGGGCCAAUGACACCUUCUAACACAGAGGUUUGCAGAGGAAGACGUGCUGCUCAUCAGACACACUCAGGUCUAUCCCAGCAAGUGAGAACUUGGAUGGAAGUAUGUGAGCUCUGUGCUUUGGAGGGUCGAGAUGAGUCUGUCCUCCAAGCUCACCACAGUAUGAUGAAUGUUGCUAGAUUUCAGAUGCAUUUUACUCAGUGGUUUUACUCAGCUUCAAGUGAUAACAUUUCAGUUUGGCUGCUUUCACUUCCCAAUCAUUACAAUGUAUGGAGUAGAUGCAGGACAAAAAUUGUAUAUUUACAGGGCAAAAAGAUUUUAAAUUAACAAUGAACUUGUAUUGACUUCAGGUUGGGUUGCACCUGAAUGUGUCUAGAGCUAGACUUCUAGCUUACUAACAUAAUUCUGUAAAUGAAGCAAGAGAUAAAUAAUAAUUUAAUUACAGUAAAAGCUAAAAUGUCAUAACAGGGUGUUCCUUGAGUGAAAUGAGGGAAAUAAAAUAACUAUGUUCCUGUAAGAGAGAAAUUUGGGGAAGAGAAGGAAAAAACGGGGCUACAGCAGUCCUCUGUUAAUUCAGUUAAUUUGGAGUUGCUCAGGCUGAUUUAAAAAAUAAUAAUUUCAAAAGUAAAUGACUCCUCCUUAGUAAUCAUGCUGUGACUUUGUUAGUUUGGAGAUGCAAGAGUUGACAAUACCAAUGGUGGACACCUGUAGUAGCACAGUCAAGAACUUUCCAUUCAGGACUGUGAGCUUUACACAUUUCACGGGCAAACCAGCGUAAUUUUCUGGAUGGGUGAGGCCCAGAAAUUGCUUUGGGAGCAGUUUUGGUUUAGCACUUAGUUGUUAAACUGCUCCUGUUGCAGAAAGUUAGAGUACAGUGCAAAGGAGAAGUCUGUUCUGCCCAGGAUGCCCUCUUUCUGCCUGUAAAUGGCUGAAAAGGGGAAUAGUGGUAUUUUUAGAUGGCUAAGGCGAAACAGGCUGCACUUGCACUGAUAACUAGGAUGUGCCAUGUGAAAACAGGAAAUCCUUUUGAGAUUUAAAUGUCUGGGCACAUGCAGUAGCAGUUCUUUUCUCUGAAGGUGCUACUAGUCACACUGUUACUGGCAGCAGAAUAAGGAAAGCUGACCUUUGUGAAGAGGGGUGUCGGCUUCUUUAGCCUGUGUGCCUUAUGCAGCCAGGCCCACCCUUCUGUCUGUGCUGAUGCUGCUACCACCAACGGAGCCUACAUUCUUUGCAAGGCAGCAGGAAAUCUGUGACUGCUGCUGCCUGACAUCCUGCUCAGCUCUUGAACUGCACCUUCUCAAGUUAGCCUUCCUGUGGGUGACCCCAGGUAUUUAAUUGUUCAUCUUGGUUUUUUUUGGUCAGUGCAAAUACUGAACAAAGGAGAAGAAUUAAAAGCAAGCUCAGUUUUAUAGUUUCUUUCUGUAACAAGUUUGCAUCUGAGUGAAAGAAGCAAAGCAGUUUUCACAGAAAAGUUCUGGACACCUGAUAAAUAGGAAAAGCUCUUCCACAGUCAGAUCUCUGGAGGGAGUUAUGUAUAUAGCAGACUGCAGAAGGACACAGGUAGAACAUCGGAUGCUCUUUUUUUCUGCAACUAUCACAAAGGAAAAACCUGAGCUUCUAAGCAAUCAUAUUUCUCUGUGAGAGUGGAAUACAGACUCUUCCAAUCUCUGUGUGUGAGCUGUGAGGACAUCUUAGUGCUUGUGAGUGAAACACAGCAGCUGUGUGUUGGAGUUGGCUGGGUUCUGAAAGAGGGAGAGACCUGUCCUGUAGAGACCUCAUCCCCGAUUUGAGUUCAGAGCUGAUGUUCUCAGCACCAUUCUGUGGUUUUCCUUGAACAAGCUGCUGCUGCUGUAGGAAUGUGUGACUGUAGUGUCAUAUACCUCUUCCUAUAUCAUUCUCUAAAAUAAAACUUCUGCUUGACUUGA
Molecule: messenger RNA, 3540 nt
Organism: Phasianus colchicus (ring-necked pheasant)
Lineage: Eukaryota; Metazoa; Chordata; Aves; Galliformes; Phasianidae
Gene: SLC31A1
Product: solute carrier family 31 member 1
Biological process (GO): copper ion transmembrane transport
Cellular component (GO): membrane
Molecular function (GO): copper ion transmembrane transporter activity
Source: RefSeq, a predicted model, not a curated record